Messenger RNA from Aspergillus fischeri NRRL 181, 1869 nucleotides. It is a transcript of the gene zfpA, whose product is annotated as putative C2H2 finger domain protein. The record is from RefSeq and is a predicted model, not a curated record. The coding region runs from base 1 to 1869 and encodes 622 amino acids. Lineage: Eukaryota; Fungi; Ascomycota; Eurotiomycetes; Eurotiales; Aspergillaceae. Gene Ontology annotation, cellular component: nucleus. Gene Ontology annotation, biological process: regulation of transcription by RNA polymerase II. The transcript has 2 exons.
AUGUUGGCAUUGGACUCGUCACGUCAACAACAAACAUCAUACUUUCACGACGUCCCUAUGGACCCAGCAUUGGUCGAUCCGUUCGGAUUCCAAAUGGAUAACCUCGGCGGGUUUGGGCAGACUUCUGGUUCAACCAGCGCCCCAACAUCUUAUUACGAAACAUCACCUGUUUAUGCUGAUUCGCAGCUUGAGCCCAAAACUUCCGGUUUCCCUCCCAUGCCUCCUACUCCCCCAUCCCUUCCAGUACCCUAUUCCACAGAGCCUUAUAUGUCGGGCCUCUCCAGUGCAUCUGGGCCCUCCAUCGCAAGCGCAUCAUCAUCGGCGAUCGGUUCGCCAUACUCCGGUACAGCACAUACCUUCCCGGAGAGCUGGGUCGAUACUAACCACGGUAUCGGGCUUCCUGCAGCCGUCAUGGAUGAGUUCUUUCCCAAUGAGUUUAUGGGAAGCUCGUUAGAAGCGGAUCAUAUGUAUCAGAGGAAAGGCCCAGACGACUUUGUUGAACACUUGAGCUUCUCAGCCAACUGUGGAUAUUUCCUUCAGUCUCCCGACCCAUCUCACCUCCCCGUUGCCGAGAACUACUCCGCAGAUCACCUUUCACAAACAGGACUGGCAGUCUCUUCUCCUAUUUUGAACUCUGCCCCCCACUCACGCCCUGUUUCGAUCUAUGACCGGAGGUCGUCCAUUUCAUCCACCAAUUCCCGUCGAUCUCAGCUGAGUCCAGCUGCGAGCGUCGCAGAUUUUGAUGAAGAGAGCAGGGAGAAAGGACGCUGUCCUCAUCCCGAUUGCGGAAGAGUCUUCAAGGAUCUGAAGGCUCAUAUGCUCACGCAUCAAUCAGAACGACCCGAGAAGUGCCCCAUAGUUACGUGCGAAUACCACGUUAAGGGAUUCGCUCGUAAAUAUGACAAGAACAGACACACGCUCACCCAUUACAAGGGAACCAUGGUUUGUGGAUUCUGUCCAGGUUCUGGGUCACCUGCGGAGAAAAGCUUCAACAGAGCGGAUGUCUUCAAGCGUCACUUGACCUCUGUGCAUGGCGUUGAGCAAACACCACCCAACUGUCGCAAGAGGAGUCCUGGUGCAGCUUCUGGCAAGAAGGUCUCGGAUUAUUGCCAGGAUGCCACUGGCAAAUGCUCAACUUGCUCGGCCACCUUCAGCAACGCACAGGACUUUUACGAGCAUCUUGAUGAUUGUGUUCUCCGGGUUGUGCAACAAGUAGAGCCUAGCGAGGUUAUUAACCAGCAACGGCUGGCGGAAGUGGACUGCGAUGAGGAGGUCAAGAAGACCAUGGAGAAGCACAAGCUUCUCGGUGCCGCCGGCGACGUCGAUGAUGAACCUGAAGAAGAUGACGAUUAUAACGAACUCAAUCUUCAGCUGCGAUCAAGCAAAGGUGCAUUCAAGUCAAACAAAGCGAAUUCGAGCUUAGGAUCUCGUUCCAUCUUGGGUGGCCACAACGCUGUUACCAAAAAUGGCAAGGCCCGUGCAACCAUUUCGAAAAGGCGCAACAACCGCGAUCGCUACCCUCCUUCCUGGGGCUGCCCCAGCAGCAGCAUGAAGACGAAGAAGCGCGUCUUGUGCGUCUUCGACGGCCAGCGCCGUCUGUGGAAAGAUGAAAUGAUGCUCGACAAUGAGUUCGAAGUACGGCUGAAGCUUCCCGGAGGAGCUGGUGACGGUACAAACCGGGAGGCAUAUAUAACCGACCUGGAUGUCGAGACUUUAAAACGUGCUGAAGGCGUGUUGAGCGCCAACGAGGAUGAAAGGGGUCCCUGGUUAGAGGGACCGGCAACCCAUCUCAUGGGACAGCCAGCGACGAUGUUGCAUACACUUUCUCAUCCUCACGAAGAUGUCGAUAUCGAUGACUUGAUGUCAUGA